This is a messenger RNA of Cylindrotheca closterium, 423 nucleotides long. The record is from the annotation of a GenBank genome assembly. Lineage: Eukaryota; Bacillariophyta; Bacillariophyceae; Bacillariales; Bacillariaceae.
AUGUCAAAACCAAACAGUGAUUCAUCCUACGGCUUUAAUUUGGAGACCUUAGGAUGCGGAGGAAAGAUCAAUAAACUGAUUUCAGCAUUUGAUUUCGGUUCCCGUCCGCCGCCUAUGGACAAGGACACAGAUGAUACGUAUGCUGCCCAAUGGGCUGCCAACGAGGAGAGAAAGAAAAGCUUCAGCAUAACUGACGCAUUUCAAUGUGAUCCAAGAACAUGUAUCCGCUCCAACGUUCGGGUAGCGACGAAGGGAGCUGAACCAUGUGAUCCAGAAGUUUGCCGACAAGUCUACUAUUGCGAGAUUUGUGCCAGGUGUCCUCGCCAUUGCGAUUGCACCGUAGAAAACGAUCCAAGUAUUUGUGAUAGUGCAGAAGCGAAGUCACAGGCUGAUUCCUUUAAAAUGCCAAAAGACAGUAGGUGA